Molecule: messenger RNA, 2862 nt
Organism: Scophthalmus maximus (turbot)
Lineage: Eukaryota; Metazoa; Chordata; Actinopteri; Pleuronectiformes; Scophthalmidae
Gene: s1pr5a
Product: sphingosine-1-phosphate receptor 5a
Exons: 2
Coding region: 483-1688 (401 amino acids)
Biological process (GO): G protein-coupled receptor signaling pathway
Cellular component (GO): membrane
Molecular function (GO): sphingosine-1-phosphate receptor activity
Source: RefSeq, a predicted model, not a curated record
CGAAGGAGGGAGACAAAUCGUCAUAGGGCACGAACAGUGAGGACCAACCCUCUGUGUGUUGAGUCCUGCCCCGCGCCGCUCGCACAUCGCACUCGCGGAUCGACAGAACCAGUCCUCCCUCCUCCGCCGUGGGACUACAGUUCUUCUGCUGCUGCUGCUGCAACCGUUCACUGGAUGUUUGCACGUAAAACAGGCUGGCUCUCAUCGCCUCCUAGUGUGCAGCCCUGGCAUUGAAAAUUUUUUCUUUUUCUUUCUUUUUAUUAAAUGGAGGCAAAUUCUCAAACCACAGGAAAUCCUGUUUCGUAGCUUCAAAGAGAACACUUUCCCCCCAAAACUGCCGUCUUGUUCUCUCCUUUUAAGAAGAAAGAAGAAAUAAUGCACAACCAGAGGACUAUAUGACACAUUAUCUGUGGAUCUAAUUUCAAAAACACAAGAGAAGGAGGAGGGAAAAAAACUGCACAUACCUGUGGGAAAUAACAAAAAUGGUCACAGAGUCUUCCCAUGCUGCCUACGCUGCUGUAGCUCCGUCUGCGAUCCCCAUGUCGCCUUCGACAGGAAACCUGCUGAGGAUGUUCCGUGAGUACCAGAGCAACGCCGUCAUCCUCCAGCACUACAACUACACGGGCAAACUGAAGGAGAACAAGUACAAGGAGGGACUCAAACCAGAGGCCAUCGCUUUCCUGCUCGUCUGCCUGCUUAUAGUUGUAGAAAAUGCUGUGGUGCUGCUGGCCAUCUGGAAGAACAAGAAGUUCCACGUGCCCAUGUACUAUCUACUGGGCAACCUGACUCUCUCUGACCUGCUCGCAGGUUUCACCUACAUGGUCAACCUCAUAACAUCCGGCGCCAACACACUGAACAUGACCCCAGUGCUAUGGUUCCUGAGGGAGGGGGGUGUGUUCAUCAUGCUGGCCGCCUCUGUCAUCAGUCUCCUGGCCAUCGCCAUAGAGCGCCAUGUCACCAUGGUCAGGAUGAAGCCUUACCAGGGCGACAAACAGGGGCGGAUGUUCGCUCUGAUCGGAGCGAGCUGGGUGUUGUCUGUGUUCCUGGGGGUCCUGCCCGUCCUGGGCUGGAACUGUAUGGGACAGCUGAGCCAGUGCUCCACAGUCCUGCCACUCUACGCCAAGAGUUACAUCCUCUUCUGCAUCACCAUCUUCAGCGCCAUCCUCAUGUCCAUCGUUGUGCUGUACGUGCGCAUCUUCCGCAUCGUCAAGUCCAACACCCAGCGGCUCGCCUCAGUUCCACAGCGCAAAGGCCUUUACCGCAAGUCCCAGAAGUACAUGGCGCUGCUGAAGACGGUCACCAUAGUCCUGGGGGUCUUUAUCGCGUGCUGGCUGCCCCUCUUCAUCUUCCUGCUGCUGGACUUCUGCUGUCCGGCCAAAAGCUGCGAGGUGCUCUUCAAGGCCGACUACUUCCUGGGCAUCGCCAUGUUCAACUCCCUCCUUAACCCCAUCAUCUACACCCUGACCAGCAAGGACAUGAGGAAGGCCAUCAUCAGGCUGCUCUGCCGACCCUGCCUCCUCACAAAAGACGGACAGGUGAAGAAGAUCGGCAUCCCCUUCCUGGAGUGCAGCACCAGCAAGACGGACGCGGCCUCUCACAGGCUGGAGGGACUGGAGACGACGGUGUCCUCCGGUAACUUUACACCCUCGACCGUCAAAGCCAUCUAUCCCAGGAUGAGCAAAACAUGACACGCGUCUUUGGCCCGAGAGCAAGCAUGCAGACUGAUAACUGGACCACUAACUGAGUUGCAUAAUGUGCUCAAGUGGAGCAGACGUGAGAAGACCUGAGGUUUUAUGUUGCACUCUGUCACGCAUUAAUAUUAUUUAAUUUUUUUUCAUGAGCAGCAUAAGGUCAAUGUAUGUGAUAAAUGUCCAAAUUGGGAGAGAGAAUAACUUUUUUUUUUCAUUUUGCCUACUUCUACAACAGUGUUGUCACGAAACAGAUUCGUGGAAAAACUAGAAUUACAUUCGUCUGUUGAGACAAAACAAGGCCAGUAUUUGUCAGAGGAAGUUCGUUCAGGCAAAAUAUCAUUUCACACUUUGAAGUUGAAGACGUGUCACACAAAUGCAGCCCAUUAUGCUGUAAAUCUGAGAUCCCGGGCUGAAGUGCCAAGCAUGAGAUUUAUCCUUAUCUCCUCUCCCCUUGUAGCACAUAAUGACAUGUUGUUACGCGCAUGGAGCAUCCACACCCAAAGUCUGCAGCCAAAACCAUGUAAUUUCUACCAUGUGAGUUUUGGUCAGCACCGGUGCUGGGGAGAGGUGCGCUCUGCCGACAUCAGAGGCUCGGUAGGCUGGAGACGCUCUGAGGACGUCAUACGGCGAGUUGCGCCAGGCGGUUUUCGCAGCUUUGGAGGUCCCUCGAACAUAUGUAGCAACACAUGAUGAGUGAGUAGAAGCAAUAAAAGCUGACAGUGGAGGUUUGUUGACGCCUCCCUGGUUUAACAAACUAUAAUAUUGCAGUUAUACGCCGGAGAUUGUGGCCAAAAAUGAGUCUUUCUUGUUGGGAUAAACUUCAUCUUACCAUGAAAUUAUGCUAUGCGACGAUUUUUAAUCGAGAAAGACGAGACAGGAAGACAAAGAUAUUCUUGUCUUUCAGAUCUGUCAAAACCUAGACAAGAGUGUGUGGGCUUCAGAGAACUGAGGAAUUUCAUUUAGUGACAUAAACAUGGGACAUUUUCCUAAUUGUAAUACUGUACAUAAAUGUAAAGAGAUUAAAUAUAUUUUCCACUGAUGAUUUCUUUUAGUACACUCUGUAAAUAUAUCUAUAGCCUUUGUUUGAGCUGCAUUUUGUAUUGUGGAAAAAACUUCAUUUAAGUUAUGUCAGUUUUAUAUGUGCACUGAAUAAACAUGUGAAUUAUGUUUA